UUGCACAACAAUUUUUCGUUGUACAAACUUCUAGACAUACGGAGGGUCGAUGUACAAGCAUCCCGAACUCCUCGAUAUUGAGAUUUUGUCUCGUCAGUCCCCAGUUGCCUAAAUUUACUCCACAUUCUCCUCUUGCAAAGAAGGGUGUGAACCUCCUUACUGAACCAUGGUGGAGAGUUCCUCGGCCCCCUAGUGUAUCCCGAGAUAUGGUAUGCAAUAGCCUUCAAGGAUAAAUUUCGAAAUACACCCCUAGCUGUUUCAAUUAAGGACUUCAGCUCUAUUGUACAACCUUUCUGACGAUGCUGAGUGUAUAAUAUCUUGUGUAUUAGCUUUCCAGACGUAUGGUCUGGAUUGAGCUGAUGAUUGCUCGUUUUAGACAACUAUAUUGAAAUAAAUCAUUAGAAUAAGAUUUCUACUGUAUGACUGUCUUACCAAUUGACGCGGCACACUUCCAUUAUCACAGAUCUUUUUUUACCGAUCAUCGUAUCUGCAACGGAAUCAGUAGUUCUAAACAUUGAAAUGUGGAAAUAACUUAGUCUUUGUUUGGUCAGCUGUAGGACGUAACGUUCAUGUUUUUCAAAACAGUUGAGUUCACUUAGUGUAGUCAGCGUUCGUCCGCUGCAAAUUCCGCUUGUCCCGUUAGUUUGGAAGCGUUUCACAAGUGUUUAUCUAUUUACAGUAUCCACGUCCGCAUUUAUCUUGAAUCUCACUAUCAAAACCAAUAUGGAUCUAACUGUCCUUACUUCCAUUGUGUCGGGGGGCAUUGGUGUUUUCGUUGGCUGGUGUAUCUUUCGUCGGCUUGGUAGCAAUGUCAGUCUAGCAUCAAAACUGACUCAUUACAAGCCUGUUCCUGGUAAAAUGAAACUAGUGUUAAUAGUACGGUCUGAUCUUAAAAUGGGUUGUGGAAAGAUUGCUGCUCAGUGUUCUCAUGCUGCUGUUUCUUGUUAUGAAGAGAUUAUUGAGAGAAAUCCCGGUAUUUUAAAGGCAUGGGAAGAACAAGGACAACCAAAAAUCGUACUUAAAGUCGACAACUAUGAAGAAAUGCUUGAACUAUCCCACAAAGCCGAGUCAUUGGGCCUUGUUAAUUCAAUUAUACAUGAUGCUGGCCAUACACAAGUUCCUAAAGGCACCGCAACUGUUCUUGGGAUAGGACCGGCUUUAGCUUCUGAAAUAAACCUUGUUUCCGGUGAUUUAAAGCUGCUCUCUUAAGAUUAUUCCUGUAAACACUUACGACAUAUGCACCAGUGCAAAGUUGAAACCCAACUAUUUUAGACUUCAAAGAAAAAAUACGAG
Messenger RNA from Schistosoma haematobium, 1293 nucleotides. It is a transcript of the gene PTRH2, whose product is annotated as Peptidyl-tRNA hydrolase protein 2, mitochondrial. Gene Ontology annotation, cellular component: mitochondrion; cytosol. The record is from RefSeq and is a predicted model, not a curated record. Lineage: Eukaryota; Metazoa; Platyhelminthes; Trematoda; Strigeidida; Schistosomatidae. Gene Ontology annotation, molecular function: peptidyl-tRNA hydrolase activity. The coding region runs from base 724 to 1209 and encodes 161 amino acids. The transcript has 5 exons.